Molecule: messenger RNA, 789 nt
Organism: Triticum turgidum subsp. durum (durum wheat)
Lineage: Eukaryota; Viridiplantae; Streptophyta; Magnoliopsida; Poales; Poaceae
Source: the annotation of a GenBank genome assembly
AUGAAUCCGAAGGAGCUCUUCGAGCUCUUCCUCGGAAAGGAGCGUGGGGAGGCGAUUCAGGAUCUGGAGAUCUCCCAGCGGGCCAAGGGUCCGCUCACACAGGCGGAGGACGCCACGCUGCGGAAAUUCAGCACCGCCGCGGACGUGGCCUACGCCGCGGCCUCUACGCUCUUCACUCUUCCUAUCUGUUUUACCAUAAAUCAAGCACAUAAAUUGGUUGCUCUUCCACCUCCGCAUAGAUUACUGAUGUUGGGAUACUCUGCUGGUGGUGCUUGCGUGAUCGGGAAGUUGGCAUAUUAUCAGUGCCUUUAUGGAUGUGCUAUAGAUAUUUUGAAAAAUGGUGAAGAACGCAUGAAGAUGGAGCUAGCUAACAUGUGUGGAUCAUUAACUAAUGGCGCUUUAUUUACUUUCAUUGCCAGACAAAGAUACUUUAUAUUAAUAAUUUGUUUCAUUUACAAAAUACUUACUAAGCAUAGCAAUGAAAAAAAACUUGUUAAAGCUGUUAAAAAGCACUUCAUAGCUGAGCAUCUGUUCAGUGAUCACCAUCAAGAUGGUCCACUUUUCAGCUGGCGCCAACGCCAUUCAUAUGUGGACAACAGUUUUGUGGAAAGGGAGAAGGAGACUGAAGCAAAUAACUCUACCGGGGCCAGAUCAAUUUCUGGACAGACAAUUGUAGACACUAUUGAAAAGGAUCCAUUGGCUUGUAUUGGCUCUCCAGACAUCAACAAGCUGUCGGUGGACAAAAGCACCAUUCUGACGAGACAACAGCUGCAAGCCCACAGAAGUUAA